This is a messenger RNA of Musca domestica (house fly), 5212 nucleotides long. Its product is annotated as Ig-like and fibronectin type-III domain-containing protein 2. Bases 185 to 5077 code for a protein of 1630 amino acids. NCBI's taxonomy places the organism in Eukaryota, Metazoa, Arthropoda, Insecta, Diptera, Muscidae. The record is from RefSeq and is a predicted model, not a curated record. Gene Ontology annotation, molecular function: protein binding. The transcript has 21 exons.
UUCCUGCCGUUCAACUACGAAGACAAGUGACUUAAUUUCAUCCGCUGUCGCUGAUUACUAUUCAAAGGUUUAAUACAAAAGGAAUAUUCAACAUCAGAAAACCAAUUAUCCGACAAAAGGUGAUAACAUUUUUUCCUUAAACCCAAUUCCUUGACUUUUUGGGUAGCCUGUGACGGAUGUCAUAAUGUUAAAUUUGUUGUUGGUAUUGACAACAUCAACAUGUUUGCUGUCAACCGUUAAAUCCGUGGAACCCAUUGCAACUGGCGGUCCUGCCUACAUUGUGGCAGGCAAAGAUGCCCUGCUAACCUGUGUCGUCUCAGAGAAUCGUCGUAACAAUACUGUGAUAUGGAAGAAAGGUGAUGAAAUUCUAACAGCGGGUACUGUCCGCGUGACAAGUGAUCCGCGUGUUAGUGUACUGCAUGAUGAAGAACCCAAUAGCAAAGUCGAGUCCGGCGGUGAGGUUUGGGUCCUACUCAUUAAACGCCUGAAACCUUCCGAUAAAGGAAGCUACAUCUGUGAAUUAAAUUCAGAUCCAGUAUUACGUAGUAUACAUAUAUUAGAUGUUAAGAAAACAUACAAAACCUUAGACAGAAACAAUACCAACAGCAACACCAACCGAGAUUUAGGUGAUGAAAACAGUGAUGUUUUUCUAGUCCCACCACCCCUGGACUCGACGGACAAUCGCUCAUUUUGGCGCACCGCCUCCAUACCCGCCCAGGUGACGCAUGAUUUUACCGAAUGCUGUGAACGUGCCAACGUAAGCCAAAGCUGCAUGGGCUUCUGUAAUGUCCACAACAUUUUGGACGGCACCACUGGCAUCGAACCGGAGGCAUGCGAAAAGGAUUUCCCACGGAUCGUGCGCUGCAUGGCGGAUGGUCGUAAUCAUGUGCCCUGUUGUGUUGAGAAGCAAAUACCCGAUUUGUGUCAAGACAUGUGUCGUGGCGAGUACACGCCGUUCGGCGAUAUGCUGCGAACGAGGGUGUCCUGUGUCCACCACACGCUCAGUGGCCUGCAGUGCAUUCUGCAGGGGGUCCAGCAAAUACCCAGCACCCCGCUGGAGGUGACAAUCAGUGAGGUUAGUGAAACAGGUGUAACGGUCAGUUGGUCACCGCCCGAAAAACUACCCGACACGGUGAAAGAAUACAAAGUCAAUCUAACGGAAUUGCAUUCCUUUGAUGAGGAUGAUGAUGACGAUGCUGCAGCGGCAGGAGAGGAGGGUGAUGCUGUGGCCAAAACACGCCAAGCGAAAAAGAAUGAAACUGUCAUUAUGCGUACGGUAAAUGGCAACAUAACGUCUAUUCGGGUGGCAGAUUUGAAACCGCAAAGAAUGUACGGCAUUGUGGUGACAGCAGAAAAUGAGUUUGGCUCCAGUUUGCCCAGCGAGCGGCUGCGCAUCUUUACCCACAAAAGUUCCCUUACCACCGAGGUGGACAUAGAACCGGCAAGCAAGACGGAUAUGCCUGAUCUGCCCGACAUACGCAGCUGUUGUGAAUCGAAGGGUAUGACCCACCGAAUGUGUUUGGAUAAAAUGUGUGACCCGCAGAAGACAGACUUGGCAACGCUACCAGAUUUCAUGGUCUGUGCCCCGUGGUCAAACAUCACCUUCAGUUGUUUGGCCAAUAAUAUUGAUCAUACGCCUUGUUGUCGGGCGAGAGGUAUACCGAGUGCCUGUUUCCCGCUGUGUUCGGGCAAGGUGUCGACAUUGGAUUUCAAUUUGUUCAAGUGUUUACGUUUCAUGUCGGAGUUUAGCAGCUGCCUGUUUCAAGGUUAUGGUGUAUUGGCUGAUCCACCCACCAAAUUACGCACUGUUGCCAAAAAGGAUACGUUCUUGAUUUUGGAUUGGAAUAAACCGAAACGUUUGGCGGAUACCAUUACCACUUUCCAUGUUAAAUUCCGACGUCUUGGAGUUGGUGAUGACUACAGCACAGUAGUGAAGAAAAAUCCACCACUUAUAUUGGAAGGCUUAGAACCAGAGGUCUACUACGAAUUCUAUGUGGUAUCCAUAAAUGCAUAUGGCAAAAGUGAACCCUCGCCACGUCUAAUCACACGCACCAAGCCCAUCGAGGUUGACGAUACGGAGGAGCCCAACUAUAAUAUGUCUAAAUGCUGUCAUGGAUCUGGUCUAUUGCCACAAUGUGUACCCUUGUGCAGUUACAACAUAAAAUUGUCGGACAUUGAGAAGCUGGGACCAGCAUGUCGGGCACAAAUGUCCAUUAUUGCCAAAUGUGCCGCCGGAGGUCGUGAUCACACACCGUGCUGUGUACGCCGUGGUGUACCCUCGACAUGUAUGUCACUGUGCCGUGGCGUUUUACCUGUGGCCCACACCUCUUCAUUAGCAACGGGCAGUGUCAAUUCUAAUGCCACCACAGAUUGUCUAUCCUAUGCGGGCAAUAUCCUGCAAUGCCAGGAGGAGGGUACCGACAAUAUACCAGCUCCCGUUGUCGAUUUGCAUGCAACUAAAGUAACAAAUUCAACAAUAUCGCUGGCAUGGUCACAGCCAGAUGUCGAGGGCAACAACAAUUCCAGUGAGACUACAACGACAUCAACAACAGAUGCCUCCAAAUCCAAUGGCAAAUCAACAGAUGAUGCAAACGCCAAAGCAGCAAAGGAAUUUGCCACCGAAAUUGGCGGCGCCGCAGCCGCCGCUGGUGAUGAUGACAUUGAUUUUAUUGUCCAAUAUGGAAAAGUCAAUGAUAUGACCAUGUAUGAAAUUGUGGCCAAACUGGAAAAUGAACUGGUAACAAAUGAAACAUCCAUCGAUUUGAUAAAUUUGGAACCGCAUGCCUUGUAUCGCAUCAUGGUAUUGACACGCGGUAAAUAUGGCACAUCACUGCCAUCAUCGAUGCUGUUAAUCAACACCACAGCGCCGAAGAACACCAGCAACGCCGCUGAUGAAAAAGAUGGUCAACAACAUAUUUAUGCUGCCCCCUCACCGCCCCACUCGUUGGCCAUAAUUGCUCACAGUGCCACAUGGAUGCAGUUGACAUGGCAGCCACCAGAGUAUUCCCAUCCUCAUGAGAAAAUCACCUACAGAGUGUACCACAAACCGACCAAAGCGGAAAAAUUCAAUAAAAUAGAGACCCGGGUUGCAUGGCUCCGCAUGGGCAAUUUGAAACCAAGUUCCCAGCACAUUUUAUAUGUUGAAGCUGUGGGAGAAAAGGCAACUUCAAUGCCCUCGGAAACCCUGGUGGCAUGGACGGAUCCAGCCCUACCAGCCUUUGUGGAUCCUCCAACUGUUCAUCCCGCUGACAACGUACCCGAAGGUGGUUCCAUGACCAUUCUCUGUCUGGCAUUGGGUAAUCCUGCACCCACGAUCUCACUAUAUGUAGGUGGCCAUUUAGUGCGUCAGGAUGCCUCCAGACAUAUGGUGACAGUCAUACACAAUGUCACGGCGGACAUGGAACAUGUUUCGUGUUAUGCCGACAAUGGCUAUGGUGUGCCAAUGCAGGCCACCCGGAAAGUGAAUAUAUGCUAUCCUCCCAAAAUCCAAGCUGCCGGCAUCACGGUCGCCUCGGUGGGCAAUGAGGUGGAAUUGCGUUGCAUGGUCGAUUCGAAACCCAAACCAAAAACCAUUUUCUGGCGUGAUAUUGAUGGCCGGGUGCCUGUUAUCGAAGGUGGCAACUAUCACAUUAUGGAACGUAUCAACGAAUCCCAUCCGAAUUUGUAUACCAUGGUACUGCGCAUCAAUAAACUGCAGGCCAGCGAUGUUGGCGAUUACUUCUGCCAUGCUGAAAAUCCAUAUGGCUCGAAAACCAUACCAGUGUCGGUACGCAUGCGCACUUCACCAUCGCUCAAUCACAAUGUAACGGAAUGCUGUGCCCAGAUGAAUGUGUCGAUGUCGUGUCGCAGUGCCUGUAGUUAUUAUGUCGAUAUUGAUGCCAUAGCCGAUAAACCCGAAUGUAUUGUGGAAUUUGAUAAAAUGAUGCGUUGCGCUGCGGAUGGUUCAGAUCAUCGUAGCUGUUGUGCCGAUUCGAAUGUACCGCGUAAAUGUUUGAAUUGGUGUCGCGGUGAACCGGUACGUUCGAAGGAGAUUUGUAGUUUACAGUAUGCCAGAACCAUUGUGGGAUGUUUUGAAUCCAAUCGGGAUCGUUUGCCGGGACCACCGGAAAAUAUUGCCGUUAGUGUGAUAUCGGAUAGUGAGGUGGUUAUAAGAUGGGAUCCACCAGCGAAAAAUCCCAAUGCUGUUGAUGGCUAUCGCAUUUUCUACCAUGAAGCGGCCAUAAUUGGUAACGAUGUGACAGCAAGCGAGACAAUAAAUGGUGGCGUUGGCGGCGGUGGUGUUGGCGGUGCUGCUGCAGCUGCUGCUGUUUUGGAACCGACAAUGCUUAAUAAUGCAACAAGCAUGCAAAUGGGUGGUGGCGGUGUUGGUAAUAUCACGGCACCACCGCUAAGUGGCACCGAGGUGAGACGCAUCGACGUCAAGGAAACCAGUGUGAAUAUAGAUGGUCUCAAAAAGGAUGUCUUGUACGAAUUGGUUGUAAAAGCUGGCAAUAGCUACGGUGCCAGUGUUUUAACGGAACCGAUAAAAUUCACACUUGGCGAGCAUCAUGUUACCUCAGCGACAACAUCGUACUCGAAUGCUGUGGGCACGAUAAGCGGUAUUGUUGCCAGCAUUUUGGCGGUGCUCUUAGCUGCCGCCGCCAUUAUUUUCUACAGACGACAUCGGGCAAAUGGUAAGGCAGCCACUGGAGUGGCUUUUGAGAAUCCCACAUACACUCGAGGUUUAGAGCAAGUACAGUUACCAACUGUAACAUCCGCCCUGACGCAUACUAAUGGCAAUGGUAACUUUAGUCGGGCACCAGCCGCCUCAACGAAUUUGACAACAACAAAUACAACAACACCUGCCACAACGGCAUCACAACGUCCCACAAUGACCGCAAGAGUGGGGACAAACGGAGCGGUGACUGGUGGCGGAGGCGGUGUUGGUGGUGGUAAUGGUGGUAGUGGAGCAGCCAAUAAAACCUCAAGUCUGGAUGGCGUAGAUUCACACACCCAAUGCAAUGAAGUGAACCCAACAAUCUAUGAAGAGCUCAAACUUGGUCAAGAAGGUGCGGGAUUUAAAAAGCUUGUGCCAUAGAACCUUAAACAAAUGAAAAACGAAACAAAAGCUAAACAACCGUUGUAACUCUUAGAGGACCCCUUAAAAUCAGCCCUUUCCUUUUGCUCAUCCCAGGAUACGCCUCAAAGAAAAUUUCCCUUAAAAUAACAAAAA